GAACGAGGAAUGUGCACAUGAUAAAAAAAAUUCAAAAUUGUACUAAUACACGGGUCAUAUAGCCGUGAAUGACAACGGCGCGCCGUUAAAAUGAUGUUUUCCAAACAUAAGGCGAUUAUUUCAUCGUUGUUUGUAACUAUUUCUUUGGUUAAACUUAUAAAUUGUGCAGACCCUGACCCUGCAGCCCCUACAGACCUUGCAGACGCUGCAGUCAAACCAAAUGAGUCAGAUGCUGCAAGCAAUUCCGGCACAAACAAUCCCAAACCAGCACCACCUACACCGGCAGUAAACAUUGUUACUAAACCAACUACAACCCAACAAUCAUCAACGACAUCGAAGAAGGGUUUCAGCCAUAACUUCUUCUGUAAUAUGAUAUGUACGCCUUUUAAUGCCUGCAGGACGUUCUUGGGAGACACAAUAAGAUCAUUUUGGCAAUCACUUCUAAAAGUCAGGGAAAGCAUUAUUUCCAUAUAUAGACCACCGGUCACCCCUAUCAAGAACGUUGGUAGCUGAUUUAUUUGAAAUUGUUUGUGUUAUCGUGUGAUUUGUUACUUACCAUUAAAACAUCUAUAAUAACAGA
Messenger RNA from Acyrthosiphon pisum (pea aphid), 580 nucleotides. RefSeq lists its product as uncharacterized. Lineage: Eukaryota; Metazoa; Arthropoda; Insecta; Hemiptera; Aphididae. The record is from RefSeq and is a predicted model, not a curated record. The transcript has 4 exons. The coding region runs from base 91 to 513 and encodes 140 amino acids.